Molecule: messenger RNA, 1364 nt
Organism: Medicago truncatula (barrel medic)
Lineage: Eukaryota; Viridiplantae; Streptophyta; Magnoliopsida; Fabales; Fabaceae
Exons: 8
Coding region: 44-1057 (337 amino acids)
Source: RefSeq, a predicted model, not a curated record
UUUGGUGGAUGUGAUCUUAUGGGAUAAAUAUUCUGUGCAACUGAUGACAUUUCUUGCUGAGCGGAAAGAUAGAGGGUCAGUUAUUUUGAUACUAACUCACGCUCAAUGCAAGCUUGCAGAUAAUGGUAAGCCAAAUCUUUGCAACAAUUGGUCGGGUUCUAAGUUGCUUAUUAAUUUGAAGCAUCCAGUUGUUGAGGCAUUUAGAGCUAGUCUUCAAGCUCAGGGCCAUAGGUUUGAUCAGAGCUUAUGUCAGGUUUCAUCCUCUUCUCAACGUGUCAACUAUGAUGAGUUUUCGAAUCUCUCUGGUGUUAAAUCUAUUGCUGAGUUUAGAGAUUUCGAUAAGGAUACCUAUUGUAUUACUGUUGCGAAGUCACUUAAGUUCAAUCCUAAUCGAUAUGGAUGGUAUUAUGAAACCUGCACUAAGUGUACCAAAGCUUCAAGGUCGGGUGGUGCGAGUUACAAAUGCUCAUGUGGGGAGGAAGUUGAGGUUCCGCUGACUAGGUAUAAGGUCGUUGUGAUAAUGGAGUAUCGUGAUCAUAAGGCUGAAUUUUUAUUUUGGGACAAGGAAUGUUUUCAAAUUCUUGGAGUUGCUGCUGAUACUCUUAGAAAGACAAUGCAACAGGUUGGUGAGGAUGAUCCUCAUAUAUAUCCUGAAGUUCUAGACAAGUUGCUUAAGAUUGAAUUUGCAUUGCGUGUAAAGUAUCAGCUGUAUUAUCAUCAGGCAUCUGUAAAUGCGUUUUCACGUGAUGAAAUUGUUAUUAAGAAUAUUAAGGCUCGUCUUCAUCCUGAUGAGAUACGGCCAGAGGUGCAGAAGGUUAAUGAGAGUAUUGUUCGUAAUAAUACAACCCUUCCAUCUGAUCCUGAAAAAAUCAGUGGUCCUGGUGAAUGUUCGAGAGUUAUUCCUCUUCCUCAAACAGUGAAAGUUGAGAAUAUUGUUUCUUCUGCUGAAUGUUUGAAUUCAGAUCCCACUAUUACGGUUGGAAGCUGUGGUGUUGCGAAUUGUUUGUCUGCUGGGAAAUGUAAAUGUCAUCCAGCCAAACGCAUGAAGAAGGAGUGAUCCGUUUUAUGUUUGGCUUUCUUUUUGAAGAAUUGCCACUGUAUUUUGCAAAGUAGUGUAAUCCAUGGUCUAUAAUGGUUUUAAGUUUCGUUGGGUGGCUGAUCAUCAUGCAACAUAUGUGGGUUUUUUGGUGCUUUGUAAUAUAUUAAGUCUCAACUUGCUGCAGCUGAUCCAUGCUCUAUAAUGGUUUUAAGUUUCGUCAAGUGGCUGAUUAUUAUGUAACAUAUGUGGGUUUUUUGGUGGUUUGUAAUAUAUUAAGUCCCAACUUGCUACAGCUGACUUUCUAUGAUUCAAUAAGUUGCAUGUG